Molecule: messenger RNA, 6012 nt
Organism: Bursaphelenchus okinawaensis
Lineage: Eukaryota; Metazoa; Nematoda; Chromadorea; Rhabditida; Aphelenchoididae
Source: the annotation of a GenBank genome assembly
AUGACCGACAAAGCGGAUGAACAGUGUGAAACCCGCGACGAGGGGAAACCGUCUACCCGGUGUGACCUCAAUAUUCCCAAUGUAAGUUUCGUCGUUUAUGAAAUUGCGAUCCGUUUUUUACAAAGUCAAAAUUUUUCCUUUAAAAAUAUUUUUUAGGGUCGGGCAGGGUCUAAUACGAAGCAUGGUAUAAUAUUAGGCUGGGCAGGUAAGGUAAGGAUGAGCCGUGUCUAAUAUAGGGCGGAGCACAAUGUUGGGCACGGUAAAAAUUUGGGCAGGGUUAAAUAGAGGGUAGUGUAAAUGGUUACGAGGGUGGUAGGGCAAGAAGGUGUUGUAGGAUAAAGUGUUUCUUGUUUUGUAAACAAAGUUAUUGCCAUUUUUUGUUUUGUAAAGAAAGUUCUCGCCAUUUUUUGUUUUGUAAACAAAGUUAUUGCCAUUUUUUGCUCUGUAAAGAAAGUUUUUGCAAUUUCUUGUGAUGUAAAGAAAGUUCUUGCCAUUUCUUACUUUGUAAAGAAAGUUCUCGUCUGGAACACGUGCCAAAUCUAUUACAAUAUUAUUAUUAAAUUGUCCACCAAGUCUCAUGAUUUGUUUUCCACCAAUUUGUUUCAAAUUGUAACCAAUAGCUUUAGCUAGUGUAAUAUAUUUGAGUGUAACAUUUCCCGGAAUAAUUGAUAGACAAAUUAGAUGCAACUGUCAAUACAAUAUAGUUAUCACAAAUGAUUUCUGUCUUUAAAGAUUUUUUGUUGAAAAAAUGAUAUUUCAACUGAAAAUGGCAAUAAAUUUUGUUUACAAAGUUAAGAAUGGCAAUAACUUUAUUUACAAUUCAUAAAAUGACACAACGUACACUAGGUAUGUUAUAAAUUGUCAAAAACUGUGUUUCCACUUGCUGUUUCUUGAACUUUUUAUAAUCAAGCGCACCGUUGCUUAACUUGCCAGAUCGGACGGGGUCGCGCUUUCGCACUGUGCAAACAAGACAAAUCGCGCUUCACGGUGCAGAAAUUAAGCUUUUGGCAAUAAAUUGGUUUACAAUGAUCUAAAAUGGCGUUUUUAAUUUUUUUGAUGUUUGCAGAAAUUUUGUUUACAAGACUUUUCUACUCCAGCUACGUAAGCUUUUUUUUCCAGAAAAACAGAUCUUUUUGUAAAUUUAUUUACUAUAAUAUGGUGCUUAGGAAAUUAUAGUAAUUUGAUUCGGUAAAUACAAACCAGGAAGAUGUUUUUAUUUUGUAAACCGUAAAAAACAAAUUUAUGUUCUUGUAGCGUAAUAAAGUGGUUUUAUUUGUAAUAAACUUUUUUAAUUAGUUUUUUUUGUUUUGUAAGGAAAGUUCUUGCCAUUUAUUGUGUUGUAAAGAAAAUUCUUGCCAUUUUAUCUUUUGUAAAGAAAGUUCUUGCCAUUUUCGAUUUUUAAAGAAAGUUAUUGCCAUUUUUUGUUUUGUAAAGAAAGUUCUAGCUAUUUUUGUUUUGUAAAGAAAGUUCUUGCCAUUUUUUGAUUUGUAAAGAAAGUUCUAGCCAUUUUUGUUUUGUAAAGAAAGUUCUUGCCAGUUUUGUUUUUCAAAGACCCCUCCCUCCCUCUUGUUAAACAAAAUCAAGAUGGUAUCUAGCCUAUAAAUAAAUAGCAAGAAAGAUAUGAAUUUUUCUCUACUUACUGGUAUGGUAUACAUACCGUAUCUUGGCGAAGUAUGUUUUGACCCAAAUUUACCGAAAAAAACUUGAAAAAUCUAAAAAAUUAAAGAUUGCGAUAUGACAAAGCUGACCAACACGUUAUUUUACACCCAAAUGAUGAUGGGUUGAAAAGUGCUGAAUCCUUCGUUUUAAAGUUUAAACUGUUCGACUGUAAAAUUGUUUGGGUUUAAGAUGUUUUUGUCAUAAAAAUAGCAAACCAAUUUGAGCGGCCGUUCCUUGGAAUAUAAACCAACCAGCCGGCUGGUUAAAGACUGUAUUUGGGUAGGUUGUUGUAAAGUGGGCAGGGGUGUGAUUAGGAGGUAUAAAGGGGUGGGGGAAGAGGGGAGGGGAGAAUGUGUGUGAGUAGGAAUUAGAAAUUGGGGAGGACGGGGCAGAGGUGUGAUUAAAGAAUGGUAAAUGUGUGAAUAAGGGGUGGGAACAAAGCUUCUUCGUAUGUGGGUUAGCAUUGAGUGCUUGUUAAACUAUUUUAGAAGCCUUGAUCAACCCUUACGCUACCCUGUCCUGCCUUAAAUUUUUUUAUUUCUUAUAGCUUACUUUACUUUACCUUACUCAACUUACUCCACCAAACUCUACUUCACUCUACCCUACCCUACCCUACCCUAUCCUACCCUACCCUACCCUACCCUACCCUACCCUACCCUACCCUACCCUACCCUACCCUACCCUACCCUACCCUACCUUACCCUACCUUACCCUACCCUACUCUACCCUACCCUACCUUACCCUACCCUACCCUACCCUACCCUACCCUACCCUACCCUACCCUACCCUACCCUACUCUACCCUACCCUAUUCUACCUUACCCUACGCUACCUUUUAUCUUGUUUAUCUUACAGUGCUUUAUCGUGCCAUAUUAUACUCUGGUCUAGCUUACCCCUUGUUAUCCUGCCUUGCCCUACUAUUUAUAAUACAAUUUUAUUCUUGUCUUUACCUUAUUCUACCCUUGCCCAUACCCAGCCAAAAUAGAUCCCUAUUCUAAGCUCGCGUGCCAUGCCUCACCUUACUAAUCUUAUUCUAGUCUACCCCACCUCUUCGUAUAUACCUUUACCCUACCAUACUUUUAUAUAAUCCUGUUCUCGCCUAGUAUAAGAUACCAUAUCGUCUAUUUUUGUUUAUCAAGCCUUAACUUUUUUUAAACUUACAAUUUUGAGCCUUUUUAAAAUUUUUUAAUUUUUAAAUUUCAUUUUUUUUUCAUAUUUUCAAAAAUUUCCAUUUCCAGGCCAAAAUGGGCUCUCACAAGGAGAAAGAAGGCAAGAUCGUGGCUUCCUUAUCAUUCUUCCUCAACCUUCUUCUGGUUUACCUGCCAAAGGAUAUCUGGCGUUAUUGGACGUUGAAAGAAAAGAAUGUUGAAGGUCAGACGGUGGUGAUAACGGGCGGAGCCUCGGGUAUUGGUCAAAGAAUGGCAGAGAUCUUUGCGUUGGACAAGAAGGCCAAUGUUGCCAUUUUGGACAUUGAUUUAAAAAAGGCUACUGAAGUUGCUAAUGACAUUAAGGCUAAGGGUGGAAAGGCUGAGGCUUUUCGAUGUGAUGUGACUUGUACCAAGGCUUUGGAGGCUUGUUAUGAGGAGAUUAAGGUCAAGUUUAGUAAGUUUUAGGCUUAUUUUUUGAAUAUGACAUUUUAGAAGUAUGUCUAGCCAAAAUGGCAAGCACUUUCUUUACAAAACUAAAAAUGGCAAGAACUUUCUUUACAAAACAGAAAAACGCAAGAACUUUCUUUUAAAAAGCAAAAAAUUGCAAGAACUUUCUUUACAAACAUAAAUUCAGAUAAAGUAGACAUUAUCAUCUGUAACGCCGCAAUUUUGUACUUUGGCCACACAAUGGAGCUCACAAAUGAACAGCUACAACGUUCUUUCAACGUUAACGUCAUGGGGGUUCUUAAUGUGAGUUUCCUUUUUCUAUCCUUAAUUUAGAAAUGUAUCUUAUUCUACCCUACUGUCCCUACAUUAUCCUAACAUAUCAUACCCUACUUUACCCUACACUACCUUGCCCUACCCUACUUUAUCCUACCCUAAAAAAAUGAGACAAUAAUCUAUCGGAUUUACUUAAUCUUAAAGAUAUAAUUAUAUAAUUGAAUAGCCUUAGAGAAAUUGUAAAAAAUCGUAUUACGCAACUUUUUCUUAUGUAAUAUUGAUUACUUUUGUAAUACUUGCCUCGAUGUAAAACGACCCAACAAAUGAUUGCGAGUGCUGGGAUUUUACUUCGAAUUCCUUCGGGUUAGGGUAGAGUAAGUUAAGUCAUACAAAGCUUACAAUUGUUAGGGUAGAGUAAGAUAUGGUAGGGCAACUUUAAAAUUUUUUUAACUCUGAGCCAUUUGCUACAUUUUCAAAAUUUCUAACAGGCUUCAUAUUUCAGACCAUUCGCACCUUCCUGCCAGACUUCGAAGCCCGAAACCAAGGCCAAAUCGUGUGUAUGUCAUCGAUUUGCGGCUACUUUGGCGAGACCUAUGGCAUGGCAUAUUGUCCAUCUAAAUUCGCAGUCCGCGGAAUCAUGGAGAGUAUUCGCUGUGAAAUGAUGGAUCGAGGACUAGACGGUAUCAAGUGUACCACUUUGUACCCGUUCUUCGUUCGAACUCCGAUGAUUUUGGACAUGGGAAUGCGACCAACCAGUCGAUUUAUACCGUUUAUGUCGGUUAAUCGAUGUGCUACUGCCGCUGUGAAUGCGAUUCUGAAGGAGGAGUCGCAGAGGUUUAUUCCUGGCUACAUUUGCAUCAUGACUAUGGCAAAGAAGUGAGUUUGAGGGGGUGUUUUUGGCCUUCUAUAGGGAUUCUAAGCUUCUUAAUGGGGGUUUUAGCCCAGUUUAAGGUUAAAAAAUCAUUUUUAGGGUUUCUUAAACCGCAAGAACUUUCUUUACAAAAUAAAAUAUGGCAAGAACUUUCUUUACAAAACAAAAAAUGGCAAGAAGUUUCUUUACAAGACAAAAAGUGGCAAAAACUUUCUUUACAAAGCAAAAAAUGGCAAGAACUUUUUUUAAAAAACUCAAAACACCAAAAACUUUCUUUCCAAGCCCUAAAAUUUCUUGAUUUUUGAUCUUUCCGGUGCGCAGGCCGAGGGUGCCAAGUUAUACGACGAGUAUGUUUUUUAUAAAAAACGUCAUUUUAAACCCACCACCUUAUGAAUAGCUAUUUCAAAGUACACUAUGUUAGAAUACUUAACUUUCUUUUUUUAAUAUACUAGAGAUAGCAACAUUUCAAAGUUUAGAAAUCGACCGGUGAAAAAAAGUUUAAAUCCAAUGAAAUACCGUUGUUUUUCAGGUGUCAAAAAGCUAGUUUAUUGUACUAAAAACAAUAUAUUUUCUAUAUUAAAAUCUAUAUCAACAUUCUUGAUCGUUUAGAUGUUGUACUUUAAAGGUUUAUAUCGCGAUAUAUAUAUAUCGUUUAACGGUCAUCCCCCGCCUUUGGUCGUGAAAUUUGGUGUAGGGUAGGGUAAACCAUUGAAAAGAGGGGGAUGGUCAACGAUUUUUUUUCUCCCUUGCCCCUCUUUUUUUAAGUAAAAAAGGUAGGGGAGGGGAGUAAAACUUUUUUAAAUAUUACUUGCCCCCCCCCCUCCCCAAAAUUACUUUUUUUAAAUUUUUACCACCUCCUAACGCCUUUCUUUCUUCCAGUUUAAUGGGACAUCACUUUACAAUCCAAGCGCGCCGUUUUAUGAACUGUCGUUACGUGCCUACAACAAUAUUAACUAAAGUUGUGAAUCCAGGUGAAACGCAAUCAAUCGCCUCUACCAUCUCAUCACAGCUCUCUAUGGAUUCUGAAGCUGGGGCUGUUAAAACUGAAGCUAAUCCUAAUUCACCUGCCGACCGUAAUCCAGUCAGCCCUGGUUUAUCUAAUGCGGACGCUACUUUACCUCCCAGUAAGCCUAAUACACCUGAUGCCCUUCCAAAACCGGGUUCAGCCGACCAAAAUCUUACCACACAGCCCUCUAACCUCGAAGCCAAGAGCCAGGUGGGACCAAACGCCUUGAAUCGCUCACUCAAACCCUCUCCUGAAGCCAACAAUUACUACGAAACUCCAGAAAUUAUUGGUACUAUAGUCACCAUAUUUUGCGCGGCCGGCCUACUAGCCAUAAUCUACAAACCUGACCUGUUCUUCGCAGUCAACAUGGGUAAACUAAGCCAAUUCCUAUACACCCUUGGAGCCGAAUACAACUUCUACUUUGGUAUUCUGUUGCUCACCGCUUUCAUUCACGUUUGUGAAGCCAUUACAGCCCUUUACAUUUGUCAUGCCUUAGAUACGACACACGUUUGUGGAGCUAAAUGGUUCUGCCAAACUCUUAUUAUUGGUGUUCCGUCUUUGGGAAGGCUAUGGACGCAUUACCGUAAGGUACGGAAGGUUGAACAGUAA